Molecule: messenger RNA, 1008 nt
Organism: Megalobrama amblycephala (Wuchang bream)
Lineage: Eukaryota; Metazoa; Chordata; Actinopteri; Cypriniformes; Xenocyprididae
Exons: 4
Coding region: 295-1008 (237 amino acids)
Source: RefSeq, a predicted model, not a curated record
UGAAGAAGUAGGCCUAUGUCACUUUACUGGAACCCGUCGUCAGCUCUGAAGCCUCUGGCAUGGUGGCGUGACAAAAAUGUCCAGUUUACCGGGAACUUCCAAGCCGCAAGAGUUAGAGGCCAGUGUUAUUGCUGCUGCACAAGGCCUCAUAAACGUGCUAACGCAAAACAUUCAGCAGCAUCACACCCCAGCACAGCAGAAUCCAGUGCCGUCACAUGAGCACCAGAAUCGACAACAAGCACAAACCCGGAAUAUUGCUUCAGGUCAAGGGAGGUGUUGCUGAAGUUGAGAGAGAUGGCAGAUUCGCGACCCCAACAGAGGACUGAACCUUUGAUUGUGAGGCAGUUCAUGGAGAGAAUGCUGAGAAGGCUUCAGGAAGUUCUGCGACGUCAGCCUGUGGAUUUGGAUUAUUUACACUUUGUUUUAAGUCAUGAAGUGGGACUUGUUCGCUCUUUUGCCAAUGUAGUAGAACUGCCUCAAGGUGUUGUUCGUGCUUUAUCUGACUUAUUAAGACUUCUUCGUUUACAAGAGGAGAGUUAUCCAGCUGCUACCUAUGCAGAGGUUCUGGGUGGUAGGGGACAGCCAAAACUUGUAAUUUCUAAAGGAUGUCUUCAAAACCUAAUCGACAUGCAGUUGCCCAUCCCCUGUGUAGCUAAGCUCCUGGGUGUCUGCAAAAGGACAGUGUAUCGGCGGAUGCGUGAGUAUGGACUAUCAGUUACGGGAUCAUACAGCAAUCUCACAGAUGAGGAGCUGGACAAUCUUGUGCGCUCAGUUAAAUUGAAGAUGCCGCAUAAAGGCUAUAGAAUGAUGAAGGGUGAACUGCAAGCGAUGGGACACCGUGUCAGAUGGGACCAGGUUUCAGCAUCCAUGCACAGGGUGGAUUCUGCAGGGAUCUUGGAGAGAAUAACACGUUUAGGCUGUGUUGCUAGAAGAACAUAUUCUGUCAAGGGUCCCCACUCACUGGUCCACGUGGACACAAACCACAAACUUUUAUCAGGAUGCGGGUAG